Messenger RNA from Pseudomassariella vexata, 828 nucleotides. RefSeq names its product Mob1/phocein. The transcript has 3 exons. Gene Ontology annotation, cellular component: nucleus; cytoplasm. NCBI's taxonomy places the organism in Eukaryota, Fungi, Ascomycota, Sordariomycetes, Amphisphaeriales, Pseudomassariaceae. Bases 1 to 828 code for a protein of 275 amino acids. The record is from RefSeq and is a predicted model, not a curated record. Gene Ontology annotation, molecular function: protein kinase activator activity. Gene Ontology annotation, biological process: signal transduction; positive regulation of protein phosphorylation; cell division.
AUGGAUGACAACAACGGAAGCGGCGACGAUGUUCUCGGCGUCUAUCACCUCCCCCGACCGUUGCCGCUAUGGCUUAACCCAGCUUAUGCAAAGCAUAUUGUGAAGGGCAACUUCAUGACGCUCAGUGCAAGACCUAAGACUGUUGAUCAGGGCGAAUGGAUCGCUCAUCAGGUCGUUGAGCACUACCGCAACCUGUGGAACUUUGUUCGUGUCAUCCAUGAGAAAGAGGAGGAUGGCACCACUACCUGUAACGCAAACUCUUGCCCACGAAUGUCCGCCGGAGCGAACCACUCAUUCACAUGGCUCAACAAUAAGAGAGAACCAGUUGAGCUUCCCGCAUUCGAGUACAUCACCCUCAUGCAACGAUGGAUCUCAGGUAAGAUUGACGACGAGAACAUCUUUCCAACGGAUGCCAAUGGCGUCUCAUUCUCGCACAAUCCGUCCAUCACCACAACGCCCCUUUCACAGCUGUCCAACCCUGGCGAUCGUGACUGGGUUGGCAAAAGGAGUGGUUUUCCCGAGAACUUUGUCGAAGUGUGCCAGACCAUUUUCCGACAAAUGUUCAGGGUCUACGCCCAUCUUUACUGGGCCCACUUCACUGAGCCCUUCUACCACUUGAACUUAGAGAAGCAACUCAAUAGUUGUUUCUCUCAUUUCGUCCUGACCGCUUGCGCGUUGGACAUGCUCAAGCCGCAAGAGUUGGAGCCAAUGCAGCCUCUCAUUGACCUGUGGGCUGCCAACGGCACGUUCCCUCCUGGCUCCAAAGCUUACGACUACGCCAACCAUCGUGCUGGUGACCGACUUAUGCAGCUUGGCAAUGUGGCUUGA